Messenger RNA from Aureobasidium uvarum, 1227 nucleotides. The record is from the annotation of a GenBank genome assembly. NCBI's taxonomy places the organism in Eukaryota, Fungi, Ascomycota, Dothideomycetes, Dothideales, Saccotheciaceae.
AUGGCUCGGUUUUCUGAUCUACCAUCCGAGAUAGUCGAAAGCGUAGUAUGCCUCCUGGAGCUCCGGGAUAUUCGCAGUCUUCGCCUUGCCAGUCGUGCUACCGAAGCCGCAUCCUCGCAAGCGUACUUCCAAACGUUCUUCCUCAGCAAGACGAUCGAGCUGGAAACCGAGGCAGUCGCAAGUUUCGCCGCCAUUACAGAGUCUAGUCGGUUCGCUGUACUUCUGCAAGAUCUCUGUAUCAAUGGCAUAUCACCAACUUUGGAGGCCAGUGAGCUCAACUCCGAACAUGUCGAUAUGCUAAGCACGGCAUUCCUCAACCUCCUCAAGCACUGCAAUCAGUACUGUCUCCGGAGUCUGACUGUCGGUGUCAACGACAAGGUAUCUAGCUUGUCUCGGAACUCUCGCUUCAUUGUUGGUGCUUCUGCAGUCAAGGCUGCACUAUACGCAGUCAGAAACAGUGGCCUUCUCGUGGAGAAACUCAAUUUUCUCCACAAUAUCAAAGAAUGCAGUGUACCUUGUACCACCUUUGACAGCCUCCUUGAAGCAGCGCGGCAGGUCCGCUUUUCGCGUUUACGAAGCUUGUCGAUCAGCCUCACCCAGCGAUUUCCAGAACCUGAUUUUGACGAAGAAGCCGAGGACGAACUCGCAGAUUGCAUAACAGACAAUUCAAAAGCUGAUUUGCAGGGAGUCGAGGCCGCGAUCAACUUCCUCGCUCUCGCCUCCUCACAUGUCGAAGAACUCAAUUUACACUGGUAUAAUACUUCGAGUUAUCCACCGAGCCCGACGGACGUCUUGUUGAGAGGCUGGUUUGAUCAACUCUCCGACACAGUCUUCUUCAGAAACCUCCGAAAUCUGACUUUACGUGGCCUACACGCCAGCCAACCGCCCCUGCUCAAAGUCUUGAUGUCGCCAUCUCUACAAACCGUACAUCUUGAAUUCAUUCGCCUAAGUGGCUCCCUGCGUCCAAUACUCGACUGCCUGACCUCGCCCAACCGAGCACUGAAUCAGUUCUACCUCGACGACAUAUACGAAGAGAAAUUGGUACACUUUUUCAUCCAAGGGAAACCCAAAUUUCCAUACUCAGGACGUGUGCCGGGGCCCAGCACUGUGCUCAGAAAGGGCACAGAAGUCACCCUACCACUUGAGUAUGGGUAUGCCGGGGGCCGAUCACUUGGCUCGCCUGAGUUGAUGCGCUUGCAAAGACGUCGGCGGCAAGACUUUGGGUGA